UUCUAGUUUUCAUUCAUUAAUGACGAGACAUACUGCAUAUUUUUGUCAAAUGUUACCAAAUGUAGUGAAUUUGUAAAAAAUAAUACUGUAAAAUACCUUAUAGUGAUCGUAAUUAGUCAUUAGUAUCUUUUUUUACCUGAAACAAGUUAAAAUCUUAUGAUUACAAAACAAAAUGAUACAAGGAAUUGUGUAGGUUGGACGAUGAAAUUGUCCGAGGAUAAAUCCGUAUUUGUAUGCGGAAUAAACUUAAAUGUGGAGUGCAAUAUCAAAAAUAUUUACCAAAAACUUUAGUACGAACAACGUGCAAGACGAAGAAGAUCUAUCAGAUGAAAUGGACCGAGGGGCAAAGAGAAAAACAGACAUGGAUAUCACAUUUGUUACAAGGCUGGCAAAACAAAAAGCAUCGAUUAAAUGGCUCCUUUCCAAAGCAUUCAACAACAAAAUACCUGAAAAUUUGAAAGAACCUUUUUACCGGGAUCAUGAGAAUCAAGAACAUUUGAAACCACAAAUAGUCGGGGGCCUGGCAAAUGCCGAAAUAUACUGCUUGGCCCUCGGCAAUAUCUAUUCAGAUCCGAAUUAUCAUAAUCUGAAUCAUUGGGCAAUUCUACAAACUUUAAGCAGAAAAAGUGUUUAUCACAACGAGGAUGCGCAGCUUACAGAGACAACGUUAAUUCAAACUAAUCCACUUCGUAUGUCUGCACAUAUGGCUGUUAUAGAAAUGAUAAUGAAUUUAUACACGAAGGAAGUUGUAUCGGCAGAUAGGGUUCUUUCUGCAAUAUAUAGAUUUAAUCAUGGGAAAGGACCUGCGCCUAAUAUUCCAGAUAAUGUAGUGGAUCAGCUCUUACAGUGGGUAACACAUGCCUGUGACGCGAUGCGGAUGAGGAUAGAAGAAGAAAUAGGCGAAGAACAAAAUGGAGGAGACGGUGACCGCUUGAAAGUACCAGAGUUUUCGCCAUUGAGAGAUUUGAAAGACUUGUGCGACGGUGUGGCGUUAGCAGCGCUUAUUUCAUAUUAUUGUCCUGACGAGUUAUCAUGGACUGAUAUUAGGAUAUCUCGCGUUCCAUCCGUUCAGGACAGUAUAUACAAUCUUCAGUUACUACAAGAUUUCUGCAGUAGAUGUUUGCCUUCAUCCAUCUUCCAUUUAAUGCCGGAAGAUAUAACGUAUAUGCGAGAAACGAUGAAACAAAAUCUUUUAGUAUUUCUCGCCGAUCUUUUCAAUGUGAUGGAAAUCAACCCUGCCAAAUGUGUGCGUUAUCCUGGUAUGGAAAAAAUCAGUAGCGAGGGUUUGCCCACGAUCAAUCUUCACGGCGUGACGCAUAAACGCAAUCUACUGCAGACGGUAAUGGCUCCCAUUCCGGAUCUGCGUAGUGGCAUCGAUGAACCCGCAGAUCCUACCGCCUUCCAAGUGCAAAGAGCGACACCUACACAUCAGACACUCAAAAAAGCGAACUCCCUUCAACAUAGUGUAUCUGAUAUGACUGAAGAUAGCUUGCGACUGGGAUCCGAAGAUUCUUUUGUAGUACACAAGAGUAAGAAUAUACCAACUCUGAGGUCUAUUGUCCAAGAAGAACCUCUUGUCCCUGCUCGCCUAAAGGCUAACAAGGAGAAACAGAACAACACUAGCAAAGCGGACGAACGGGGAGAAGUUGCUGCAGGACGACCUAGUAAUUGGGAAGAAAAUAGGAAAAGCACUUACGCAGGUCGGAGGAGUAGAAGAAACUCUACAUCCGAAGACUCUCAGUUGACAAUAGAAAACUUUGGAGGUAGUCAGGAUAAUUUGAAUUUUAUUGGAAAAAAUCCCAGUAAAGAGGUGGCAGUUCAUAUAGGAAGAAAAAUAUCCGCCCCUGCUUUUCCAACGCCUAUAGACAACCCACCAGUGAGAUCAUUGUAUCAGGAUACAAAGGGUUCAAUACAAUUAGGUUACGAAAAUGGUUGUGACGAAAAACAAGACAACGGUUCAGAGAAGUAUAAGCUAAAAAGACAACUCAGUAGUGAUGACAUAGCAUUCAGAAAUAUCAGCUCAAAUAUCAAUAAAGAAACUAUUAUAAGGGAUUUAGUCGAUGGUGAAAUAACAAAAAGAAUGAGUUUCGCAGAACUUGGCAAGCAAAAAAUUGUGGGAGAGAAUAGGGGAAUCCAAUUAGUAUAUAUGAAUGAUAAAGAAGAAUACCCGCACAAGUCUAGUUUUUUGUCGAAAUUGAGUAAUAAUAAUACUAGCGAGAAAAAGGCCAAAUUUGCUACUCUCCCAAACACCACCACUUGGCAACAACAAAGCACACAAAAUCAACAAAUAAGUGAUUCCAAUGGAGAGGAGCAAUCAUCGAACGUCAUGGCUGUUCAACUUAAUGAUAUCCGAUUAAAGCUUGAAGAAAAACGGAGACAUAUCGAAAGUGAGAAAAGGAGAAUGGAAGUAGCUAUGAACAAACAACGACAGAAAGUGGGAAAAGCCGCAUUUCUUCAAGCUGUUGCUAAGGGAAGAGGUAAUUUACUUAAAUCAUGUGAUACCGAGUCUAAUAACUCGGCUGAGAGCUCAGAAAUACAGAGCCCUUCAUCUGAAUCCAGUUCUCCUACACCAAAUCCUCCGAGGCCCCUACAGGAAAUUAAUGAGGAUACCAGCAAAAGUGAGAGACCGUGGCCAGAAGAAGUACAAACCUUAGCAGAAACCAGAACUCCCGAUUUGGAGAACGUCGACUUGGACCAUUAUCAACAGUCCAUUGCUCAAAUGAAUUCUAGUCUACACGAUAUACAGUCAGAUAUGCAAAGAUUAGCUUCACAACAAAACCAGUUGCAACAACAAAACAUAAUUGCUCAACAGCAGAAGCAGAUUCAAGCUCUCCAACAGCAACACCAGUACCAGAGUGUACAAUCUCAACA
This is a messenger RNA of Diabrotica virgifera virgifera (western corn rootworm), 2871 nucleotides long. RefSeq names its product patronin (gene Patronin). Gene Ontology annotation, biological process: negative regulation of microtubule depolymerization; cytoplasmic microtubule organization; neuron projection development. The record is from RefSeq and is a predicted model, not a curated record. Gene Ontology annotation, cellular component: microtubule minus-end. Lineage: Eukaryota; Metazoa; Arthropoda; Insecta; Coleoptera; Chrysomelidae. Gene Ontology annotation, molecular function: spectrin binding; microtubule minus-end binding; calmodulin binding.